Messenger RNA from Mobula hypostoma (lesser devil ray), 7459 nucleotides. RefSeq names its product valosin containing protein (p97)/p47 complex interacting protein 1 (gene vcpip1). The transcript has 4 exons. Gene Ontology annotation, biological process: Golgi reassembly; endoplasmic reticulum membrane fusion; protein K11-linked deubiquitination. Bases 207 to 3836 code for a protein of 1209 amino acids. The record is from RefSeq and is a predicted model, not a curated record. Gene Ontology annotation, molecular function: cysteine-type deubiquitinase activity. NCBI's taxonomy places the organism in Eukaryota, Metazoa, Chordata, Chondrichthyes, Myliobatiformes, Myliobatidae.
CUUGUUUCGUUUCAUUUGCUAACGGAAACUGUGAGUGGAAGGAGAAAGAGAAGGGAGCCGAGUACUUCCGCGUUUUGCCUCCCACUGAAGAAUAUUGCUAACAGGAGCAGCUUCUCCUAGAAUCGACUGACCAUGACACUCUGAGCAGGGACGGUUACAAAAUAUAUGGAUUGAUUUUAUUAUAACCCGGAUUAAUAAAUGAAACAAUGUUGCAAGGGUCUAAGAAAAAAGACAGGCGUAUUCUAUCGGGUACGUGUCCGGAUCCUAAGUGCCAAGCUCGGCUAUUUUUCCCAGCCUAUGGAGUCAGUAUAGAAUGCACCGAAUGCGGCCAGCGCCAUGAACAAAGAAAUCUGCUCAAGGUAGAGGAAGUCACCGACCCUGACGUGGUACUGCACAACCUGCUGAGGAAUGCUUUGUUGGGAGUCACGGCCCCCAAAAAGGGCACGGAAAUGGUGAAAGUAAUGGGGCUGUCCAACUACCACUGCAAGCUGCUGUCUCCCAUCCUGACCCGAUAUGGCAUGGAUAAACAAACUGGGAAGGCCAAACUCCUAAGAGAGAUGAACCAGGGGGAAAUGUUUGAUUGUGCUUUGUUGGGUGACAGGGCUUUCCUUAUUGAUCCAGAGCACAUUGGGACUAUGGGUUAUGGUAAAGACCGCUCGGGAAGUCUGUUAUAUCUCCAUGAUACCCUGGAGGAGAUCAAAAAAGCAAAUAAUAAUCAAGAAUGUUUAAUUCCUGUUCACGUUGACGGUGAUGGCCAUUGUUUAGUUCAUGCUGUGUCUAGGGCUUUGGUUGGUAGAGAGCUUUUCUGGCAUGCCCUACGUGAAAAUCUCAAACUACAUUUUAAGGUGAACCUGGAUAGUUACAAAGCAUUAUUCCAUGACUUCAUUGAUGCAGCAGAAUGGGAGGAUAUAAUUAAUGAAUGUGAUCCUUUGUUUGUUCCACCUGAAGGAGUUCCUUUGGGUCUACGUAACAUUCAUAUUUUUGGUUUGGCUAACGUAUUACAUCGCCCAAUUAUUUUAUUAGAUUCCCUGAGUGGAAUGCGAAGCUGUGGAGAUUAUUCGGCUACUUUCCUCCCAGGAUUAGUUCCUGAAGAUAAAUGUCAGGGGAAGGAUGGACAGCUUAAUAAGCCUAUUUGUAUUGCAUGGAGCAGUUCGGGACGCAACCAUUAUAUACCUUUGGUUGGAAUUAAAAGUGGUCCUUUACCUCGGCUUCCUUUGAAACUGUUGCCUAAAGCUUGGGGUGUUCCACAAGAGCUUAUUCGGAAAUACAUAUUGUUUGAAGAUGACAGUUGUACAUUAGGAGGUGACCGAAGUUUGCAGGAUAAAUACUUGCAGAGGCUUGUUGCUGCAAUGGAAGAGAUUUUCUUAAAGAAGCAUGACAUCCAUCCUUCACUGGUAGCAGAUGUUCAUCAGUACAUAUACAGAAGGACAGGAGUGAUUGGAAUACAGCCUGAAGAUGUAACUGAAGCUGCAAAGAAAGCUGUAAUUGAGAACCGUUUGCAGAAAUGCUUAAUUUGUGGUGCUCUUUCAGAGCUACAUGUGCCGGCAGAGUGGCUGGUUCCAGGAGGAAAACUGUACAAUUUAGCUGCAAGCACACAUGGUCAACUGAAAGCAGACAAAAAUUAUAGCUUUCCUGUUAACCAUCUUGUAUGUUCCUAUGAUCCAAAAAAUGAUGUACUGGUUCCAGAUUAUAAUUUGAGUCACUUAACAUCGUGCAACUGGUGCCAUGGUACGUCCAUGCGUCAUGUUAGAGGAGAUGGUUCUGUCGUGUAUUUAGAUGGAGAUCGAACUAACUCCAGAUCAACUGGCGGCAAAUGUGGUUGUGGUUACAAGCAUUACUGGGAGGGAAAAGAAUAUGAUAACUUGCCUGAAGCCUUUCCAAUAACUUUGGAAUGGAGUGGAAGGGUGGUACGAGAAAGUGUAUAUUGGUUUCAGUAUGAAAGUGAAUUAGCUCUAAACAGCAAUGUUUAUGAUGUUGCUAUGAAGCUUGUCACCAAACAUUUUCCAGGUGAAUUUGGAAGUGAAAUUUUGAUUCAGAAAGUUGUUAACACAAUAUUACAUCAUACAGCCAAAAAGAAUCCUGAUGAAUAUACUCCAGUCACUGUUGAAGGCGCACAUAGUCGUAGAGUUGGAGACUUGCAAGAUGAACCAACACCAGAACCACAUUUGCCUACCAAAAUUAUUUUAAUGGGUCAGAAAUCAAAGACUCUGCACAAAGAAGAACUGAACAUGAGUAAAACUGAACGAGAUAUUCAGCAGAAUAUUAUUGACCAUGCAGCAAUUAUGCAGAAAAAGAAAACUGAUAAGCCACGACAGGAUCUGAAAGGACCAGGCCAACCAUCUGUUCAUGGGAUUGUUAAAGAUGGUUCAUCAUCUGCCCCUGCUACUCCUUCUAAGUCCCCUUAUUCCCCAUUACCUGUAAAGGAGAAAAAGAUCAGAGUAACUACUAGCGACGGGAGGCAGGCAACCCUAACACUUCAAUUAUCAGUCACAUUCUCUGAAUUUCAAGAAAGUAUAGCAAAAGAGUUUAACCUUCCUCCUCAUUUGCAAUGCAUACGGUAUGGCUUCCCUCCAAAGGAGUUGCAUCCUCCCCAGGUGGGAUUUGAGAAUGAUGUUUUGCCCCUACAGCAUGGUGAUCGGGUAUCUGUGGAGAUCAUGAAGGACAACAAGGAAUCUGUACCUGCUGCUUCAACAUCUGCGGCACAUUCCUGGAAAGCUGAAGAGAAUGAACCAUCUGGUCGAGCUUCUGUUAAGGAUGUGCAAGACCACAUUGAUCUCGAAUUGUCAUCCCUCUGCCUUCUUGCAACCUUAAUGGGAGAAGAUGUUUGGUCAUAUGCAAAGAAGCUACCACACUUAUUUGAAGAAGGUGGUGUGUUCUAUAAUGCAAUGAAGAAGGAUGUAGGUUUGGCUGACGGCAAGCACUUCACACUUCCACACCUUCCUGGUAAAACAUUUGUUUACAAUGGGGCAGACAACAGACUGGAGUUGUGCAUUGAUCCAGCAGGGCACAUUCCCAUUGGCCCUGACAUUGACAAUAUGAUCAAAGAGGCCUUAAGUCAGUUACGGUCUGAGGGAGGACCAAGAAGUAGAGAGGGAAGUCCUUCCUCACAUGGUGGGAUGAAACUUGGAAGUGGAGGUGUUGUGCGAAAAAAAUCUGAACAAAUGCCAAAUGUCACUGCUUUCCAGGGGAAGGGCCAUUCCCUAGGGACUGCUUCCAGCAGCCAGCAGUUGGAGCAGAGACAAAGCAGGGAAAUGCAGAUGCCUAGAAAACAGACAGGCAGUUCCUCAGCAACAGAUCUUGAUUGUGCUACGAGCAAGUCUAGUCCCAAGCAAGGGGCUUCUCCACCCAAAUCCAGUGGUGGAGAUGGUCACCUAAUACGAAUGGCACCUGGGUUUGUAACAAUACGAGAUGGUAGGCAACUGGACCCCAAUUUAGUUGAAGCACAGCGGAAGAAGUUGCAGGAGAUGGUAUCUUCUAUUCAAGCCUCCAUGGAUAAACACUUGCGGGACCAGAGUGCCGAAGAAUCAAUUCCUAGUGAUAUUCAUGAAUCAAAGUCGCAUUCUACGACUACUCCUGUCCCAUCAAUAACGAGAACUGAAAGUCUUCAAAUGGAUACCCCAGAGCAACCAUCCAUCACUCCACCACCAGGUGACAAUGAGAAUUUAGGUAUGGAAACAACAGCAACAACAACGACAACAACAACAAGUGUGGAACUCUUAUCCUAUUCAUCCAUACCGUCAUGUAAGGUUCAUGAUGCAGCCCUUUUGAAUGAAGACCUUGAAGAAAUGGAUAGUCAGGAAAUAGAGGGAACAGUAGAGCCAAUGGAUCAUUCAUGAUUUCAUAUGAAAAUGGAUAUUAUAAAACUUGGUAAGCUGGCUUUGUACAAGACUCGAGCCAUGGCAAAAGGAACUCAUCGUGUUCAAAAUACAGAAUCAGAUUUAAUUUUUCCUAUGCAUUGCAUCAUAUCAAGAUUAUUCUUGGUGAUCCACACAAUGAUGUCUGCCUUACUACUGUCCUCCUCAUUAAUCAUUAAUGUUAGCUUGUACUGUACUUGGAUUUUAUUUUUGAUGCAGCACUCAGUAAAACCUCUUUAAUAAGAGGUGAGUCUCAUAUCACAUUUCCUUGAUACACUCAAAAUUGAUUUUAACAAUAUUAGUUGGUGAUGUUUGUGCUUGAAAUGAAGUAUUGAAAUGUGAAGUUUUGAAGGUUGUGUAUGAUGUCCAUCCAUUACUACAAAAUAAACAUAAUCACUCUUUAGAAACAUGCAGACAUACUUCACCUUCCAAGUCUCAAGGCUGGGACUGCAACUAGAACCUAAUAUAAUAAAAGUUGUAUUUACUUUUUGUUUGGCACUUAGCAGAAAUAAUCUCUAAGUAAACUAUUACGUAUAAAUAUUUAAUUUGAUGCCAAAUAAAAAUAUCACAGAAACAUUUGUAACAGUUUUGAGAUUCAUGCAGUUUUUUUUAAAUUAACAAGUUCAACUGUGACCUUAAUAUAGGGCAGCUCAAUUAGUGAUGAUGAAAUGACCUGCAGUUAAAAUAUUUGAGUUUUGCAUUUAGUUUAUUUCUGUGAUAGGCAGAUUGGUUUGUGGCUAAUCCUUAGUUGGGGAUGGAAUACUUGUUGCUGUGCAAUUGACUAGUUCUGCACUUGUAAAUCUCACCUUGGGCAUAUGUUCAAUUUUAUAAUUUGGAGAGUUCUGCAUUCUCAUAGAUUUUCAGUUUUUUGCUUUGAAUAUUAGAGUUGAGGAGGUAUUUACUGAACUGCAGUUGAAUCUUGGAGAAAAUAAGAAGCUCCACUGAAAGGUUGUUAUUUUCAAGACUGAAUCAAUAAUUUGAGGUUACCAUUUUAUUGGACUCUCAGUGCAAAUCAUUUUUAUUUUAGAUGCAAUGUAGUUCUCCAAAUUACUUUCCAAAAUUGUACUUCAAAGCCAAAUAAAAGGGAAGAAAAGUCCCUUUUCCUUUUCUCUUCUUUAAACACACACCCAGUCUGAAAUGUUAGUUGUGUUUUUAUUUUCCAUUACAGAUAUCAGCCAGAAAUAUGAUUCAAUAGGGUAUGUCAGACUGGAGAUCACACUGUUUGUUGUAAAGGACAAUAAGUACAACAAGCUUGCAUUCCACUCUCAAAGCACCGUCAGGAAUUGGAAAUUAAGAAUGCUUUAGAACAAACUGUAUAGUUUUACAGGUUUCCAAAGUAGAGAUGCCAGGUUUACUGGCCAUUUUAUUUUCCAGUUGCUUAAUUCAUUUUUAUAAAAUAGUGUCUUUUUUCAUAAUGUCACUUUAAAAAAAAUUAUCACAACAAAUAUUUAGCUGUUGCAAAUAAAGCGAAUUAAGCAUCUUUAUUUUUUAAAAAAAAAGUCAUUUAUUCUCACUCAAAAUACCAAAUUGUAUCAUACAUCUUGCCCACUAUAUUCCACUUGGUGUGAUACAAAUUCUGAGAAAACAAAUGUUUCUCCACUUCAAGGUGCCAUACUGUGGUAUGUAAAAUCACCAACAAUGGUUGUAUUAAUAGCAGUCAAGUAGAGUAGUUGUUAACUAUAGCAGGUGAUUUUUACGGUAGCUGUGUGUAUUAAAUAGUUUUAACAAGACUGCAUUGUGAUUGGAAAUGAAAGAGCUACCAAAUAUUUUCUGAUUUUUUUUUUGAAAUGUGAAUACUAAUAUUGCCACUGUGUGAAUAGGGAUGUUUACUCCUUGUGUGAAAUCAAUAUGCAUAAACCUUAAUAUGUUUAAAAGAAGAAGUCUGCCUUUGGAAAAAUGAAGUGGAAUCCAUAAGCCCACAAUAAUAUGUUAAAAUUACUUCCUAGGAGUAAAUGAUUAUUUUUGCUUUGUGGAAACAGAAAGUUGAGAGUUUCUACUUUUCAUUUAAACUGUGCUUUGAAUAGCCAGUAUCAUAGCCAAUUAAACUUGAUAUUCACUUAAGUUUGUAUUUUAAUGGAUUUACUUUAUAGUAAUUGUAAUGGCAAUUGAAUAAUUUUUAAGGUUGCUUGAAAUGUUCUGUGUUCUUUAGACACUUAAGUAUAUGCAUCCAGAAAAUGCAAAUAAAAAGGUGCUUUCUGACAAAUAUACAGUAAAAUUCAAGUUUCACAGGAAUGCUUUACUUUUCAAAAUGAGCAGUUUGCUGACAGUUUGGGCUUUAAGCUAUUUUAAUAAUUCAUUUGCUUUUUGAAUUUGUUUUUAGGUAAUUCGUGAGGAUUGUAAGACAACUCUUAAGUAUUUACGUUAAAAUUCAAUGCCAUAUUUCUUUGGGAUUUUCAACUUUAUCCUUUAAAAAUUAACUAGAUCUCAUGCAGAAUAUGUUGGGUGAGGCAUUCUUUAGAGUGAAAUAACCAAAAGACUGAAUUUGAGAAUUUAGAUAAGCUGCACAAGGCAAGCCUAAAGUUAAGUAUCCCACAACAGCUGGACUUUGUUUGCAGUGAUUGCCAUCCAGUUAUUGAAACAUGUUAAGGUUACCCUUAGUAUGUAUGGAUAGUAUACUGUAUAUAUGGUUUAUUUUUAAUGGAUAAAAUGUCCUGUUUAAAAUGAAAUGAAAAAGUUGAUGAGAAAUCUAUUGAAGCAGUUAUGAUAACAGGAUGACACCAACAAAUGUUCAGCAGAUUUGGUUUGUUUAUAUUUGUGGUUGCUGUACUAAAUAUCUGCAAUGAAUUACUCUAUAAUGUAACAUCUGUAAUAUAAUAGUAUAUAUUGUACAGUACUAUAAGUGACUUGUACAGUACUUGGAGUACUUUUCUUGAAUGCUAAAAAUAAGUAUAUUCUAUAAGUAUCUGUUAGCAUGAGUUAUGAGCAUUUAUUGAAAGUGCAAUAAAUAAUGUUUCCCGUGCGUAUUGUCUAAGGGUUUUAACAUUUCAAAUGGUUUUGCCUGAAUAUUUGCAUUUCUACAUGUGACCAGCAGAGAGAAUUGUUAAUUUCAUCUUUGCAUCCCAAAUGGUGAUUUUAUAGGUAGCAUCAUUAUCCACUUUCUUUUUCAUAUUUGUUACGUUUGUGCAGUUCAUUAAAUACUUCUUUUGAAUGUAGAAUUUGCAAUAUUAAAUGAAAUAAUGAGAUUUAUUUAUUUAUAUCCCUUCCAGAAAUGCAUCCAGCUCACGCUAAAAGAAAGAGAUAGACAUUUUCUAGUUUGGGUCCCAAUGCACAGGUGUAAUAUUCUCCGGGAUAAGGGAAAACAGUCUGAUUUAGCCUUCCAUAAUGUUGGCAUGUAACUAUUCAUCCUCUCUCAUCCACUAAAUUUUAAUAGUUGCAUCUAGAUCAUUUUUGUUAUUUUAUAAAUCCUUAUAGUCAUCCUUUCCUUUUAUUUCAAAUCCAUUUAUUCAGGGGGAAAUAAUUGUUUUUUUCAUGUUGGAUAAUGGGCUAUUGCCCUGAAAUUGCUAGCUCUCUGUUCCUGGGUCAUGAUGUUUAUCAGCACAAUUUUUUUGCUGGGAGUCAAUCUAAUGGAAAAACAUUGUUCCUUUAAAAUUAUAAACAAUAAAAAA